Molecule: messenger RNA, 1584 nt
Organism: Fukomys damarensis (Damara mole-rat)
Lineage: Eukaryota; Metazoa; Chordata; Mammalia; Rodentia; Bathyergidae
Gene: Ist1
Product: IST1 factor associated with ESCRT-III
Exons: 11
Coding region: 142-1308 (388 amino acids)
Biological process (GO): protein transport
Source: RefSeq, a predicted model, not a curated record
UGCUGAGCGGUGUCACGGAAGUCAGUCUUGGAGGUUUUCACGCCUGAGUUCGGUCAGUAUGUAGCCUACCCAGGCCGACCUGGAACACAGAACUCUCCUGCCUCAAUCUCCUGAGUGUUGAGAUUACAGCUGUGUGUCUUCAUGGUCCUGUGUACACGUUUCUUUGGAGGAAUAUAUUCAGGAAUGGGAUUACUGCAUCUCAAGGAGGAACAGCUCAGUAUGCUGGGCUCUGGAUUUAAAGCUGAGCGUUUACGAGUCAAUUUGAGAUUAGUCAUAAACCGUCUCAAACUACUGGAGAAAAAAAAAACGGAACUGGCUCAGAAAGCAAGAAAGGAGAUUGCGGAUUAUCUGGCUGCUGGGAAGGAUGAGCGAGCACGGAUCCGAGUGGAGCACAUCAUCCGGGAAGACUACCUCGUGGAGGCCAUGGAGAUCCUGGAGCUGUACUGUGACCUGCUGCUGGCUCGGUUUGGCCUCAUUCAGUCUAUGAAAGAGCUAGAUUCUGGUCUGGCUGAAUCUGUAUCUACACUAAUCUGGGCUGCUCCUCGACUCCAGUCAGAAGUGGCUGAGUUAAAAAUAGUUGCUGAUCAGCUCUGUGCCAAGUAUAGCAAAGAAUAUGGCAAGUUAUGUAGGACCAACCAGAUUGGAACUGUUAAUGACCGGCUUAUGCACAAACUGAGUGUGGAAGCACCACCCAAAAUCCUAGUAGAGAGAUACCUGAUUGAAAUUGCCAAGAAUUACAAUGUACCCUAUGAACCUGACUCUGUGGUCAUGGCAGAAGCUCCUCCUGGGGUAGAAGCAGAUCUUAUUGAUGUUGGAUUUACAGAUGAUGUGAAGAAAGGUGGCCCUGGAAGAGGAGGUGGUGGUGGGUUCACAGCACCUGUGGGUGGACCUGAUGGAACAGUGCCAAUGCCCAUGCCCAUGCCCAUGCCAUCUCCGAAUCCUCCUUUCUCGUAUCCAUUGCCAAAGGGACCAUCAGAUUUCAAUGGAUUGCCAGUGGGAACUUAUCAGGCAUUUCCAAAUAUUCAGCCACCUCAAAUACCAGCCACUCCCCCAUCGUAUGAAUCUGUUGACGACAUUAAUGCUGAUAAGAAUGUCUCUACACAGAUUGUUGGUCCUGGACCCAAGCCGGCAGUCUCUGCAAAGGCCCCUCCCAGACCUAUGGAUAAUUACAACUUUGUACUGCCAGAAUUGCCAUCUGUGCCAGACACGCUACCGACUGCAUCUGCUGGUGGCAGCACCUCAGCAUCUGAAGACAUUGACUUUGAUGAUCUUUCCCGGAGAUUUGAAGAGCUGAAAAAGAAAACAUAGGUCUCUUAAACUAGGUAACCUCCAACUUCUGGCAGUUGAAACUGAGCAGUUUUCUUGUACACAAAGAAUCUCCAUGAAAUUCUGUUUUAUCUGUUAACCAUCACUGAACACACUCUUUGUGGGGGGGUGUCUUACUCUACCAAAUUCUGUUGCUUCCCAGUUCUCUGCUGAUCCUGAGAGACUAACACCUGGCCAGAGCAGCUGGCCCCUGGAACCGUGCCUGUCUUAUUUCCUGUUAGAGGGAUCCCAGGUUCUCUAGUGACCUAGCCCUCCCAG